Mustela erminea (ermine) is the source of this 502-nucleotide messenger RNA. RefSeq names its product ATP synthase F(0) complex subunit C2, mitochondrial-like. The transcript is spliced from 2 exons. Gene Ontology annotation, molecular function: proton transmembrane transporter activity. NCBI's taxonomy places the organism in Eukaryota, Metazoa, Chordata, Mammalia, Carnivora, Mustelidae. Gene Ontology annotation, biological process: proton motive force-driven ATP synthesis; proton transmembrane transport. The record is from RefSeq and is a predicted model, not a curated record. Bases 46 to 483 code for a protein of 145 amino acids.
AGCCCUGGGAGCAGCUCUCCUGCCAGAGCCCCUCAUCCCCUGAAAAUGUCCGCCGGCACAAAGUUCGUCUCCGCCCCGUUCUUGGUCAGGAGCACCUCUGAGCUGUUGAGCCGAUCACUGUCUGCAGUGGUGCUAAAACCACCCGAGACCCUAACAGAUGAGGCACCUUAUAAGGGCCUCAGCAUCUUGACAGCCCAACAUCCCCUGACCUCACUUAUUCCUAGCCGAAGCUUCCAAACCAGCGCCAUUUCAAGGGACAUCGAUACAGCAGCCAAGUUCACUGGGGCUGGGGCUGCCACGGUAGGGGUGGCUGGCUCUGGGGCUGGAACUGGGACUGUGUUUGGGAGCCUCAUCAUUGGUUAUGCCAGGAAUCCCUCUCUGAAGCAACAGCUCUUCUCCUACGCCAUUCUGGGCUUUGCCCUCUCAGAGGCCAUGGGGCUCUUUUGCCUGAUGGUGGCCUUUCUCAUCCUCUUCACCAUGUGAAGGAGCUAGAUGGAAGAGC